Messenger RNA from Ruditapes philippinarum (Manila clam), 1984 nucleotides. Its product is annotated as copper homeostasis protein cutC homolog. The record is from RefSeq and is a predicted model, not a curated record. Gene Ontology annotation, molecular function: copper ion binding. Lineage: Eukaryota; Metazoa; Mollusca; Bivalvia; Venerida; Veneridae.
AACAAACAAGCGUCUACAUGUGCCGCAAAAAGCUCUUGUUUGAUCAAGAUUUUCCCGGAAAAAAAGAAAUCGGACAAAAAGCAUGGAAGUUUGCAUUGACUCUGUCCAAUCAGCUAUCAAUGCAGAGAAAGGAGGUGCAGUGAGAGUAGAAUUAUGUGCUAAUCUAAUGGAGGGUGGUACUACACCAAGCAUUGGGAUGUUGAAAGUGAUCAAGGCAACAGUUAAAAUACCUGUGUUUGUGAUGAUAAGACCUCGUGGUGGGGAUUUCACGUAUUUUCAACACGAGUUUGAUGUUAUGUUUCAAGAUUUAUGCAUGCUGAAGGAAACUGGUGCCGAUGGUUUCGUCUUUGGAAUUCUGAAUAAAGAUGGCACAAUAGAAGAAAAAAUGUGUGAGAAACUCCUUGAAUACGCCAAACCGUUGCCGUGUACCUUUCACAGAGCUAUUGAUAUGACAAGAGACAUCAGUGAAGCAUUAGAGAAAAUUAUUUCCCUUGGUUUCGGAAGAGUUCUCACAAGCGGGGGGGACUCCUCAGCAUUGGAGGGACUUCCAGUCAUUGCUGGCAUGGUGAAGCAGGCUGGAAAACGGAUUAUAAUAAUGCCAGGUGGUGGAAUUAAUGAGAAAAAUUUGCAAAGAAUUUUAGAACAAAGUGGUGCUACAGAAUUUCACUGCUCAGCUCGCUCCAGUGUUACAUCUCAGAUGACUUUCCAGAAGCAAGGCAUCUCCAUGGGAGCGUCCUUGACCCCACCAGAAUUUAGUGUCAAGGUCACAGAUGAUAACAAAGUUAAAAACUUAGUGACAAUGGCUUCAAACUUUUGGGGUACCUGAAAGUUUCAGAGUUAAUUUUUGUAAGGUACAUGUAUAUGACAUGUUAAUUGAAAUUUGAUUAAAAUUUUAGAUGAAUGUUGCGGAUAAUUGUUUAUACAUUAUUAUUACAUGCUUUUCGAUGGUUUAUAGAAAUAUAUCAGUGAUAUAAUAACUGGUAAUUUCACUGUUUGAAACAGUGAAAUUACCACUUUGAUAAUUUCACUGUUUUGAAUUUAAGCCCAUUACGUUGUUUCACUGCAAUACCAGCGUGCACAGAACUGGGUACCAACUUAAUGACAUGACGUCGUAAAUGACGUCACGUUGUAUUAUUAUUUGGCGCGCUUUUCAUUCAGUAUUAGGUUUAAUGUCCUUUUAAAACUUUUCUUUGCAUAUAAUAAAAAGAAAAUUUGUUUAGUUUAGUGUAAGAUCAAAAUAUAUUCCACCUUGUGAACACCAAAAGUUCAUAUUUCGCUCGUGGCUGCGCCACUCGUGAAAUAUACCUUUAGGUGCUCACCCGGUGAAAUAUAUUCCGAUCUUACACUGAACUAAACAAAUAUCCUCUAUAUCAUUUCCUAUAAAGUCUUUCUUUAUGAUACAUUUUAUUUAUCAUUAUGGUAUGGAAUACAAUAAAUAUUGAUGAUAUCAUACUAGUCGAGUUUCAUAUUUUUCCAUUUUAUCGUAGAAAUAUCUGUUAAGCUUUUACUGACAUUGUCACAUGCAUAUUAUGUGGUGCAAAAAUGUGGAACAUUUGAGUGCUUUUUUUAUACUGAUACAGAAAUGAGCCGCGUCACGACAAAACCAAUGCAAUGCGUUUGUGACCAGCAUGGAUCCGCGCAGUCUGAUCAGGAUCCACGCUGUUCGCUAUCACUUUCUCUAUAGGGUUUGUAAGAGGACAGCAUGGAUCAUGAUCACACUGCGCAGAUACGCAGGCUGGUCUGGAUCCAUGCUCGUUGCAAACACAUUACGUUGGUUUUGUCGUGACACGGCUCAAAUAUAUUUAUACGAGCAUAAUUGACUUUUUUCAUAAUGAUCACUGAUGUCUCACUUAACUGCAUCCAGUAUUUAAUUAGCAGAGCAUGCUGUCACUUCUUUUUAUUAUUAUUCACAUGUUUUGCAGAACUUUUUGAUUUUGUAAUAAGAUGUAAAUUUGCCGUUGAGUAAAUGAUUGGCCAACUUUUA